CUCUCCCAUGGCCUCACAAUGAAAGGACCACCCCAGACACACUCCUCCCUCAUCUUGCUCUUCACUCCAUCAUCAUACUCUCAUCAAUUUUACAACACCAACAACAACCAGCCAAGCCAAGCAUUCAUUGAUUAAUAUAUGGAGCUCAUCUCCUUCCCCAGCACAGUUGCUAGAGUUCCACCAGCAAGAGGAGCAGUGCUAAUGAGAAGUAGACAAUGGCAAACCUGUAUUAUCAGGAAUGGUGGAAUAGCUGAACCAUCAGGCAUGCCUGCACCAAUGGGACAAAAGACACAGUACAAAGAUGGCUUUUUUGAAAAGGCUUUCAUGUCUUUGUUUGCCCGGAAGAUGGGAAAGUUUGCUUCAGACACUAAGUCAAACAACAACAACAACAACAACAACAACAACAACAACAAGAGUAAGAAAGGCUUUUGGGAUUGGGACUAUGAGAGCUUUGUUGAUGUCUCAAAGAGAGUUAUGAUGGGUAGGAACAGGACCCAGCAACAGCUUGUUGUUAGAGAGGUCCUUCUUUCUAUGCUCCCCCCUGGUGCUCCUGCUCAGUUUAGGAAAUUGUUUCCACCAACAAAAUGGGCAGCUGAAUUCAAUGCUGCAUUGACAGUGCCUUUCUUCCAUUGGCUUGUUGGUCCAUCUGAGGUUGUGGAAGUUGAGGUGAAUGGUGUAAAGCAAAAGAGUGGGGUGCAUAUAAAAAAAUGCAGGUAUUUGGAGAACAGUGGUUGUGUUGGAAUGUGUGUCAAUAUGUGCAAGUUUCCAACUCAGGAUUUCUUCACCAAUGACUUUGGACUUCCUUUAACCAUGAAUCCAAAUUUUGAAGACAUGAGUUGUGAAAUGAUUUAUGGCCAAGUCCCACCUCCUUUUGAAGAGGACCCUGUUUCCAAGCAGCCUUGCUAUGCUGACUUCUGUUCCAUAGCCACUCCCAGCUCUCCAAUUUGUCCUAAAUUACAAGCAUGAUAAGAAGAUUUGCGGUAAAAAUUAUAUUACAUUAAUCAACAUAUGGCCAGUUAAAAUGAAUUCUUCCGCCAAAUCAGAAGCAAUCCAUCAAGAAGAUGAACGCUUGACUGAGAAUUUUACUGUAUAAUUUGCAUGAACUCAUAGUAAUACCUGCCAAAAUAAAGCUGUAAUAUAAUUAUUUUUAUAUGUUUUGUAAAUAUGGAGAUUACAUGGGUAGUAAAGACAUGAAAUUAGUUGUUCACA
Messenger RNA from Dioscorea cayenensis subsp. rotundata (Guinea yam), 1209 nucleotides. Its product is annotated as beta-carotene isomerase D27, chloroplastic. NCBI's taxonomy places the organism in Eukaryota, Viridiplantae, Streptophyta, Magnoliopsida, Dioscoreales, Dioscoreaceae. Bases 139 to 966 code for a protein of 275 amino acids. Gene Ontology annotation, molecular function: iron ion binding. The record is from RefSeq and is a predicted model, not a curated record. The transcript has 7 exons.